Messenger RNA from Mesorhabditis belari, 152 nucleotides. NCBI's taxonomy places the organism in Eukaryota, Metazoa, Nematoda, Chromadorea, Rhabditida, Rhabditidae. The record is from the annotation of a GenBank genome assembly.
AUACGCGAAUGUCGGUUGAAAAGCGCGCACAAAAACGAAAGCGAGAGUCGGAACCAAAGAUUCAAGAUGCGAGAAUGCCAGUUGCAACGAUCACUGACUUGCCGUUGGAGCUGGUUGAGAAGAUUGCACACCACCUUGAUGUGAAGACGUGC